This is a messenger RNA of Suillus paluster, 795 nucleotides long. RefSeq lists its product as uncharacterized. Lineage: Eukaryota; Fungi; Basidiomycota; Agaricomycetes; Boletales; Suillaceae. The transcript has 4 exons. The record is from RefSeq and is a predicted model, not a curated record. The coding region runs from base 1 to 795 and encodes 264 amino acids.
AUGGGUCAUUUUCUCGGACCAGCCUGCCUCAGUCUGCGCAUCGUUUGCAAGGCCAGGCAGCUCGCGGAGACAACGAUCACAUGGACGGAUGAGCACGAAUGUCUGCUGAGGUAUACCAAUGUUAUUGGAGUCGGGGAGUUGAGAUGCUUGGCGGUCGCGGGAAUUUCAUCAAGUAUUUUCCAUAGCACUGGUUUACGACUCUAUUUUCCGUCAUCUGAGCUCUCGCACCCUCGCGGGAUUUACGUGCACCUGUCAUCUUUUCCUGAGGCAGUAACUCGCUUUUAUCGCCCUGCGUAUAACAUCAACCGACAUUUAUCUCGUUAUUUCCCCGAUCCCCUCGAAUUCUGCUCCCUUCAAGCACGCACUGGACUGGACAUUUCAGGCUCCAAUGCGUUGCAGUUCCUUGAUAGGAGCUUUUAUCCCAAAUCAGAUCUUGAUCUCUACGCUCAUCCUGGUCAUGUUUACGAGGCGAUGGAGUGGCUCGAGUUUGUUGGGUACAAUUUCGAACCCGACUCAAAUCAAGAUCAAGAUGAGGACUGGCACAAUGAAGUUUCGGCUGAGUGGGAUGAUACAGCGCGGAGAAUGGACCGAAACGACCUUGGAGACCCAACGUGGUAUCCUCAAAUCGCAGCUGUUUACACCUUCGAGCAAAAUGUGGCUGCGGACAAAGAGAAUAUGGAGCUCAAGGUUCAAAUCAUUCACAUACUAGGUUCGACGCUGAAAUUCCAAGGUUCCGGGAGGCGCGCAGUUUACAUUCUGUAUAGGGCUCGGGCCCAUGCAAGCGUCGUUCGGUAG